Molecule: messenger RNA, 6479 nt
Organism: Salvelinus sp. IW2-2015
Lineage: Eukaryota; Metazoa; Chordata; Actinopteri; Salmoniformes; Salmonidae
Source: RefSeq, a predicted model, not a curated record
GCCAUUGGUUGCCAGUCAGUUGUUGUAGUUACAAAUAGGCUAGCUACAGGAAGACUUUUUAUGAUGGCUAGCUAGCUAACUGUGGUUCUUCGAAUACAGAAGUUUAUCCUAUGCUGAAGAGUUGGUAGACGGUGAGAGCUGGAGAUGCCCACCGUCAUAACCCCAGAUACCUGACUCAAAGCAGAUUUCGUCAGGAGGUACUUCCCCCUUCACUGUGGUGGAAAUGCCAACUGUGAUCCGGGAUAAAGAGGAUUCCGAGUCCUCCUCAGAGGACGAGCAAGAGGACCAUCCUUGCAUUGCCUGGAGUGGCCUCAGCAGGAAGAUCCCAGUCCUGGUGUUCUUUGCUGAAGCCAUCGUCUCUAAAGAUGGAAACAUCCGUUCUGUUGGAGAACGGUACAACCUGGCCUUCAAGAUUGUGCGCACGGAGAGCCGGCUGGUUCGUGGCUUACUGACCACUCAUGGAUUCCAUGAGAUCCAUCCAAACAGUAAUGACUUCAACCUCAUGUGGACGGGGUCUCACCUCAAGCCUUACCUCCUACGCAGCCUUCAAGACUUCCAGAAGGUCAACCACUUUCCCAGGUCAUAUGAACUGACGCGCAAAGAUCGGCUGUAUAAAAACAUCCAGCGGAUGCAGCAGUCUCACGGCUUUAAAAACUUCCACAUCGUCCCUCAGACCUUUGUGCUUCCCUCAGAGUACCAGGAGUUCUGUAGUUCUUUCGUCAAGGACCAGGGUCCCUGGAUCAUUAAGCCAGUAGCAUCUUCAAGAGGACGAGGGAUCUACCUGGUCAGCAAUCCCACCCAGAUUCCAAUGGAUGAGAACAUCUUAGUUUCUCGCUACAUCAAUAACCCAUUACUGAUUGACGACUUCAAGUUUGAUGUGCGGUUGUAUGUGCUGGUGACAUCAUAUGAUCCACUCACUAUCUAUCUCUAUGAGGAGGGCCUGGCCAGGUUUGCCACUGUGAAGUAUGACUGUGGCACAAAGAACAUCAAGAACCAGUUCAUGCAUCUCACCAACUACAGCGUGAACAAGAAGAGCAGUGACUAUGUCAGUUGUGAUGACCCUGAAGUGGAGGAUUAUGGGAACAAAUGGAGCAUGAGUGCAAUGCUGCGGUAUUUGAAGCAGGAGGGAAAAGACACCACAUUGCUGAUGAGUCAGGUGGAGGACCUGGUGAUCAAGGCUGUGUUGAGCGCUGAGCUGCAGAUAGCCACUGCCUGCAAGAUGUUUGUGCCCCACAGGAACAACUGCUUCGAACUGUAUGGCUUUGAUGUGCUCAUCGACUCCAACCUCAAACCAUGGCUCCUAGAGGUCAACCUCUCUCCCUCCCUGGCCUGCGAUGCUCCUCUGGAUCUGAAGAUAAAGGCCAGCAUGAUAUCAGACAUGUUUUCUAUUGUGGGCUUUGUUUGUCAGGACCCCCUGCUACGACAACCCCGCUCUGAACGGGUGGCUCUGGACCCGGGCCUGAAGUACCCAGCCCACAAAGCACAGCGUCCUUUAUCUGCUCAGUCCGCCAUUGCACCCUCCAGAGUGCGGCAGAGACCCCUGUCAGCCAACAACACUGACACAGACGGGCCUAAGGAGAAGCCAGGAAGUAAACAGGGGGACAGCACUCUGGGCCUGACUGCUGAGGAGUUGAAAGUCCUGAGGAGGAUAAGAGAGGAGCACGAGAGACGAGGGGGGUUCAUCCGAAUCUUCCCCACCCCAGAGACAUGGGAACUGUAUAGUGGCUAUCUGGAGUAUAAGACAUCGAUGAACUCCAUGUUGGCUAACAGACUUUUCCAUGGAAGAUUGGGGAAAGCGGUGGGGACCUCAAGAUCACGGAAGCUGAAUGGUAAUGUGCAGCUGCAGGUGGAUGUGUUCCAUGCGUGUCACGUGAUCCAGUACGAGAGGAAGCUGUUGUCGCUGGAGGCGCGGAGGCGGAGGCUGCGCCACCUGGCAGAGCACUCCGCCAUGGGGAGGAAAAGAGCAGCGAGGGGUCGCAAGGCCUCCCCUACUGGGACCAGUGACGAGGAGGAUGUUGAAGAGGGGGAGGAGAGGGUUCAGGAGGAAGAGGAGAAGGAUAAGAAAGCCCUGGGUUCGUUAGUGGUGCAGACUGACAGUGUGCCCACCUCACUGAAGCGGUUCCACAAUGAGGCCCUGUCCUCAGCAGAACCGGCCCGAUGCAUCACCGCCAUUACCAAACCCAAAGUCAACCUGCUCCACAUCCUCCAGCAGGGCUGGGACCUCAGUAAGGUCCAGGCUCGAAUGGCCUUCUCCUCCUAUCUCCUUCGGGUGCAGAUGAGGCUACUCGCAGAGAGCAGGACUAUCGCAAACUCCGCCUGGCCAGAGAAGGACAAUGAGCAAAUGGAGCUGGUGAUCCGCUUCCUGAAGCGUGCGGCCAGUAACCUUCAGCAGGACAUGAGGAUGGUCCUGCCCAGUCGCCAGCUCCCCCUCCAGGAUCGCCGACGCAUCCUGUCCCACCAGCUAGGAGAGUUCAUCCACUGCUACAACAAGGAGACAGAGCAUAUGGUGAAGAAAGUGGAGAAGAUCAAAGACCAGGAACAUUGUAUCAACCCCAGUGUGUUUCAGGAGUUUAUAGCUGAGGCAAGUGAAAGUGAUCUGGAGGAGGUCCUGACAUUCUACACACACAAAAACAAAUCAGCCAGUGUCUUUUUGGGAACCAAAUGUCGGAGCACUAAACCUGACAAUAGCAACAGCCUAGGUUCAAGAGAGCCAGCUACCACAGAGAACCAGAAAACUUUGCCCGUGGCAAAAGAGGGCUCCAGCGCCUCUGAGUCCUCAACGUCUGAAGUCAGAAACAGCACAGACCAGGCCAGUGUAGUCCAACCCACUGCUGACCAACCCACCGUAGAGCAACCGGCUGCAGCCCUCAGAAGUAGUAAACAACCCGAGGUCCAGGCCUCCCAGCACUCCUCCAGCUUUCCAGCUGCCUUAGACUGUGGCCACAUCCACCUGCAGCACUACUCUCACCCCCAGAACCCACCCCAGUCUCUGCCCCUGCACUGCCCCCCACCACCCCCAUCUCAGCCCCCAUCCUACGACCAGUCCCACUUUCGCCUCCACUCCCCUCGCCAGCUAGAAACCCCUCCACAGCCCCAGGCCUCUGUGUUCUCCUCAGCCUCGACCCUUGUCCCCCAGCCCCCUCGGGUAAUAUGGGCAGCUGCCCGCCCUGGUCCCACCACAGUCUCAGCACCACCAGUCUCCCAGGUCCUAAGGCAGGUCCAGUCCUUUACCUCCACCUCCUCUGCGGCUGCAGCCUCGUCCUCCAUGCCUGGUGCCAUCCACAUCUACAGCCAGAAGCUCUCCAGGCCCACCUCUGCAGGUCAAGCAAUCAGAAGGACUGCCUCCAGCCGGCCCAGACCAGAUCCAAAUGGGGUCUUUAAGGACCUGGACUCACUGCCUGCUCAGGCACAGUCCAACCAACAAGCCAUAGUCUCAGCCCUGCAGAAACUGGCAGAGAAGCAGGCUGCCCGCCAGUACAAUAGCUCCAGCCACAUCACUCUCCUAACACAACACUUGACCAACCUGAACCUGACUAACAGGGUGCUGAGCAGAGGGGCCAUCACCCUGGCCCCAGCAGUGCGGCAUGGUCAUGGGACUGGAGCUGUGACCCAGCGGCCUGUCAGGGCUGUCCACUCUGACACAGGGCCCAUCCACAGCACUACUGGCCCCAGGGUGUUGAGAGAUGAGGAGGGUCUUUGGGAUGGGGAGACCCAGAGUGCCUACAACCUGGUGAGAGGCGUCAGCCCCCAGCAGCGCUACCAGCCCAUCCCAGGCAGCUACCAGCUCCAGUUCGCCAUCCAGCAGCUGCAGCAGCAGAAGUUCCAGUCCCGCCAACUGCUUGACCAGAGCCGCACCCGUCACCAGGCCAUGUUGGCUGCUAAGGCCAUGAUGCCACACCUAUCCUGUGACGGCUCCUUGGCCCCAGGCUCCCACCGGCCCAUCCUCCUCCAGUCCACCAGUGACCCACCCAGGCCGCCAGAACCACAGCCACGCCUGCGCAGGCCCAGGACACAUCCUCAACCCCAAACCACCCAGCAGUGCCAGGGAGGGCCUGGUCAGGAAGACAGCCACCCAACGCCUCAACAAGUCUUUCUGGGUACAGCAAACUGUUUCAGGGACAGGGGUCCAAGCUCAGAUGACAGCGAGAUAACAAGAGAAAGGACGGGAGCUAUAGCACACCAUCUUGCCGACAGAGGUGUCUCUGCAUGUGACCACAGGUGCAUGCUGGGUAGGAAACAACUUAAGGAUCCCACUGCUGUGACUGUAUGUCUGACAUCACACCAGGCCCUGUUACUGUUUCUAUAUGAAGGAGACAUGCAAGAGGAUAGCCUGCCCUUUCAGGAAUCCCUGGGCCUGACGCAGGUCGGGAUCUGUUGCACAGGCCAAGACUUUCCAGUGGCUUUCUGUAUCACCCCACCCCCCCAGCCCCAACUCCAUAACCCUAUCGCAGCAGUUGUCAUCCCUCAUUCUCCCCAUGCUGUCUGUCUGUCUAUGCCAUGGAAAGACUUCAGUGACAGACACCCAGCAACAGCUGGUUCCCACCAGAGGCCCCAUGGGCACAAUCACUGGAGCUCAGAGUAUAGUCUUAAUACAUUAUAGCAAUUACUGUACAGCCAGAGAGAUGUGCUUUAUCACCCCCUUCUGUCUCAUUUUAAAGACAUGUUUGCGGUGUAGGGAAGUUUGGGUACAAGAGAGAAACUGCAAUUGACCAAUAUUUUAGAGAUUGUCUCAAUGAUCUUGUUUUACUGAGAAAUGAGCAAGUAAAGGAAGUGUUGUCUGGUGAGGCAGGCUUGAUGUUGUGCUUGGGAACCAACCAUCCCAUUCCCUCAUGAAUUAACUUAUCAGAGAGUAUCACAAACAGUUGCCAAUCCAGUUAUUUUUGGUAUGCUGUGGUAUUCCUCUCUCUUCACGAAGACUUGUUACAUUGGCUAGCAGGACACUUGAAUGAGUUGUAUUGUUGCCUUUACAGUUCUCAUGUUUGCACUCCCUUGUUUGUCUAUACUCUACAGUAACAGUAUAUACCAGACUUUUCCCACUAUGAACUGUAACGAGGUGUACACCUGUUAUACUGACAUUCUUUGUGCGCUCUGGCUUAGUAAUGUGCAGUAUACUGUUAGACCUGCACAGUAAUGUUUUUAUCUGGCUUUAACUCAAUUGUAUGUUACACAAUACCUUGCAGUCAGUCGUUUCGGACUGUAAUGCAAUGACAAUGUUGUCCAUUUGUAGUGUGUGCUCUUUUACAACCUGAGGGGAAAAAGCUAUCGAAUGUCUGUCUCAUGGCCCCUGUGUGCAGAGCAUGGUGAUGAAGGGGCCUACCUAUGCAAUGCCAUCUUGUGUAGUAAAUGUACUCAACCCUCCUUUCCACAGAGGAUUCUACCUGGAACCCAAAAAGGUUAUUCAAAGGGUUCUGCUAUGGGGACAGCCGAAGAACCCUUUUUUCUAAGAGUGUAUGCCAGCAUGCUGUUAUCUCGAGUACAAACUGGGGAAGAACAUAUGCAGCAGUGGGUUGGGUUAUGUAUUAUUGAAAGGGAAUACUAAGUUAGUGGGUUAUUAAUAGCCUUUUACAUGUGUCUCCCCAACUGCUGUAUUGUGAGGACCAAACAGUGUGGGAACCAUCAGUGACCAUUUGCAAGCAAGACCAUUAAUAUCAGUAGCAAUAUGUUUAUUAUGCCAGUGUCGUCUAUAUGUACUGUAAAUGGUUGCAUUGUAUAUAAUUUAAUUUAAAGGUUGUCAAUCAAAUCAGUUUCCUGCACCUCAAAGUGAACUAGGGCCUAGUUCAAUCAGAUCCAGCGUUAACUGGCGAUAGCCGACACCAGGGUGUUUUGGCGGGCUCGGGGGUGAGCCCGCCAAAACGGCAUUGAGCUCAACUGCAUUGAGCUGUCAAAUCGGUGAGCAGCUGCUCUUGUGGUGAUUGUCACAAAGCCAAACCCGUCCCACUCGCGUUAGAAGUUAAGAAUGAGAAAGUGCAGGCUAUAUAGAAAUAGUGACGUUCAAAUUGAAAAUCAUUAAACAAAAUGAGGAUUUCUAUCAGCCUAAUCGAGGUGUAGACUACAUCUCACAUUCCAGUGUUUGAACUUGUUAACGCUGCAUGGGAAUCAUUUCAGUGCGACUUGGUGCAGCCAAUGGCAAUGUCCACUUUGGGUAUAAUGCCGGGAGCCGUUGUGGAUUUGAGCGCUUUAACGUAGUUCCACCUCCGACACGUCAAAACAUCAUCUAUGCGGAUUUGGCUAAAGAGGAUCUGAUUGAAUCUGGCUCUUCGUUACUAGGAUCUCAAUAUGGAUAGCGGUUGAGCUGGGCCUAAAUGCAUAAUUUAUACUGAUACCCACAAAAGAUGAUUAUCUAGAGAUUUUGAAAAAAAAUAUACAUCUGUUCGUCCAAGACCAUUUUUAAUUUAAAAAAAAGUGUUUAAGAGUAAUAGCAAUAAACUUUUACAGUUUGUGAGCUAGUGAAGUGUUCACCUAGUGACAUACAUUGUCUU